Messenger RNA from Gadus chalcogrammus (walleye pollock), 2182 nucleotides. RefSeq names its product NF-kappa-B inhibitor alpha-like. The transcript has 6 exons. The record is from RefSeq and is a predicted model, not a curated record. The coding region runs from base 51 to 992 and encodes 313 amino acids. Gene Ontology annotation, molecular function: protein binding. Lineage: Eukaryota; Metazoa; Chordata; Actinopteri; Gadiformes; Gadidae.
ACACAUCAUUCAGCCCUGGACUUUCGACUUGACGCAUUUACUUUUAGCGUAUGCUGCAGUCGCGACUCAAUAUGGACUUCUACAGAGUACCAAACAACAACCCGAUGGAUUACAACGUUGAUAACGUGGAACACAAACAAGUGAAGAUGUUUCCUUGCCAGGAGGAUCGCUUCGACAGCGGCCUCGAUUCUUUGAAAGAGGACGAUUUGGCCAACGAUCUGGCGGAAUUAAAAGUCGUUCAUUGCGAACCAAUCCUGGAGGAUAACGAACCAUGGAGAAAUGCGGUGACAGAAGACGGUGACACGUAUCUGCAUUUGGCCAUUAUUCACGAAGCCACGGAACAAGUCAACCAGUUGAUCAAGCUCUCCCACAACCAACCCUUCCUCAAUGCACAAAACCUCCAGAGACAGACGGCGCUUCACUUGGCCGUCAUCACAGACCAGCCCCAGUUGGUGGAGAGGCUCCUGAAGGCCGGCUGCGACUCCCGGCUAGCAGACGAGGACGGCAACACGGCCCUCCACAUCGCCUGCAAACGGGGAUCGCUCCACUGCUUCAGUGUACUCACACAGAACUGCCCACACCAGCUCCCCUACCUCCUCCCCCACCCCAACUACGAUGGACACAACUGCCUCCACUUGGCAUCCAUCAACGGCUUCCUCUCAUUGGUCGAGAGCCUGGUCCAGCUCGGAGCAGACAUAAACGCACCGGAACAGUGCAGCGGUCGCACGGCGCUCCACCUAGCCGUAGACCUCCAGAACUCCACCCUGGUACGCUGCCUGCUUUCGCUGGGUGCCAAUGUGCACAGCAUCACAUACGGCGGGUUCACGCCGUACCACCUGACCUACGGCCGCCACGACGAGGAGAUCCGCCACCAGUUGUACGAGCGCACGGCACAAGAGCUGCGGGAUCUGCCCGACAGCGAGUCGGAAGACUACGACCGGGACGAUGCGUCCGACGAGGAGAUGUACGAUGACAUCAAGUUCGGAAAGUAGAGGCCGUUCCACCAUCUGCUGUGUGCGCGUGUCACAGUGAAGCUGCUACAGGAUUUCCUUGCCCAGAGUCCAGGGGGAUGACCACCAUUGGUCUGCCAUUCCUCCUCCCAAGAGCCGCAGGUCCCUACGAAGACCCAUAGAGCCGGUCCUGGGACCACAUCAUGAGAACCGAGAUGGUGUCUGACCGGGGGCCAAUCGGGGCCCACCCGUUGGAACAAUUUUUCCAAAUCACAAAACAAUGAUCCACGACACCUCAAAGACAUUGGCCUCUGACGGGCUAAUAUUUUUUAUAUAAUGUAAAUACAUAGAUAUAUAUAUAUAUUUUUUUAUGUGAAUACUUUUUAUUGUAAACACUAUGAGUCAACGUGAGAUCAUACAUGAAUUAAAUGACUUAUAAAUAUACACCUUCUGCCUUGGUACGUCUUUAUUUCCUUCUCAACUAUUCAUUCCCCACUAGUCAUUUCUGUAGGCCUGUUCUUAAAACAUAGGCAACCCCAGGUUCUGGUUAGUGCUACCAUAUUAAAAUAAAAUCUCCACAUCCGGUAUGACAUGCAAUUCAGUAAGAGGGAGAGAAGAGUCACAAAUUUAUGAAUCUCAUUCCGAACAUGCCGGGGUUUCCUAGUUGGGCGAGGCGUGGGUCUCUUGAGUCACAACACUUGUAAAACCCCAGGGCCACAUUAAGACGAACACUGAGUACAGAAGAACUAACUCAUUAACCAAUGAGUAAUGGGCGUUUUAGAGCAUACAUUUUGGCAAGAGAAAAUGUUGUCUUAGGCAAAUCUGGAAUUCUUUCAGUCAUCGUGACCUGGAAACAAGCCUCCUCUUUAGUGGACAUGCCCCAGAAAUCUCCUUGUGUGUUCAGUGAGAUCCGGGUUGUAUUCAAGUGGCCUAUAAUGUUCCGUUAUUUUUCACGGCUAUAAACAUUAACCGGGACAGUAGACCUGUAUUCAUAAGGUGGGGGAUUUCCAAAGAAUGUGACUCAACCUUGUCCUCAGACAAAGCCUCAUGGUUCCCGUUUCACAGCCUCACAGGUGACCUGUUCCUCAGCAGAUACAAGUCAAGGUGGUACUUUGCAGAACAUGAGUCUGAGACUUCAACAAUGGAGGCAAGAACAGAAACUGACGUGGAUGGGAAAAAGUCCCCACAAGUCAUUUCCUACAUCCCGAAAAAUUCCUGAAAAGGGAUUUUCU